GGGCUGAGGCUGGGCUGCAGUUGGCAGGUGACGAGUCGGAGCCGGGACUGUGUGAGUGCUUCCUGCCUCUGCCCCCGACCGGUUCUUUUCGCUCUGGGUGACCUUCCUUCGGCCAGGGACAGGGGGCGGAGAGUCGCGCGGGAGCUCUGUGACGAGGCGGCGCCGCGGUUCUGCGGGAAAGGAGCUAGCCGGCAGGUCUGCGAGCGGGGCCGUCGGCCGCGUCGGGCCCGCGGAGCCCGCGAGGCCCGGGCCUGGAGCCCGGCGGCUGGGGAGCCCGGUCCGGGACUGGCGCCCGCGGGGCGGUGGUGAGGUCCGGUCCUUAGCUCUGCGGGCGGCGCUCCCGCCCCGGGUGUGGACGGUCUUUCCCCAAGCAACGUAAUGGCGGAAACUGCUUCUCCAUUGAAGCACUUUGUGCUGGCCAAGAAGGCUAUUACUGCAAUCUUUGACCAAUUACUGGAGUUUGUUACUGAAGGAUCCCAUUUUGUUGAAGCAACAUACAAGAAUCCAGAACUUGAUCAAAUAGCUACUGAGGAUGAUCUGAUAGAAAUACAGGGUUAUAAAAACAAGCUUUCCAUCAUUGGUGAGGUGCUGUCUCGGAGGCAUAUGAAAGUGGCAUUUUUUGGCAGGACAAGCAGUGGGAAGAGCUCUGUUAUCAAUGCAAUGUUGUGGGAUAAAGUCCUCCCUAGUGGGAUUGGCCAUACAACCAAUUGCUUCCUGAGUGUUGAAGGAACUGAUGGAGAUAAAGCCUAUCUUAUGACUGAAGGAUCAGAUGAGAAAAAGAGUGUGAAGACAGUUAAUCAGCUGGCCCAUGCCCUUCAUAUGGACAAAGAUUUGAAAGCUGGCUGUCUUGUGCAUGUAUUUUGGCCAAAGGCAAAAUGUGCCCUCUUGAGAGAUGACCUGGUUUUAGUGGACAGUCCAGGUACAGAUGUUACUACAGAGCUGGACAGCUGGAUUGAUAAAUUUUGCCUAGAUGCUGAUGUCUUCGUUUUGGUUGCAAACUCUGAAUCAACACUAAUGAACACGGAAAAGCAGUUUUUUCACAAGGUGAAUGAGCGACUUUCCAAGCCUAAUAUUUUCAUUUUGAAUAAUCGUUGGGAUGCCUCUGCAUCAGAACCAGAAUAUAUGGAAGAUGUUCGCAGACAGCACAUGCAAAGAUGCCUGCAUUUCUUGGUGGAGGAGCUUAAAGUUGUAGAUCCUUUAGAGGCACAGAAUCGUAUCUUCUUUGUUUCUGCAAAGGAAGUUCUUAGUGCUCGAAAGCACAAAGCACAGGGGAUGCCAGAAGGUGGUGGGGCACUUGCUGAAGGAUUCCAGGCAAGAUUAAAGGAGUUUCAGAAUUUUGAACAAAUUUUUGAGGAGUGUAUCUCGCAGUCAGCAGUGAAAACAAAGUUUGAACAGCACACUAUCAGAGCUAAACAGAUACUAGAUACUGUGAAAGACAUAAUGGAUUCCAUAAACGUGGCAGCAGCAGAGAAAAGGGUUUAUUCACUGGAACAGAGGGAAGAUCAAAUUGAUAGACUGGACUUUAUCCGAAAUCAGAUGAACCUUUUAACACUGGAUGUUAAGAAAAAAAUCAGGGAGGUUACAGAGGAGGUGGCAAACAAGGUGUCAUGUGCAAUGACAGAUGAAAUUUGCCGACUGUCUGUGUUGGUUGAUGAAUUUUGUUCAGAGUUUCAUCCUACUCCGAGUGUAUUGAAAGUAUAUAAAAGUGAGUUAAAUAAGCACAUAGAGGAUGGUAUGGGAAGAAAUUUAGCUGUUCGGUGCACCAACGAAGUCAAUGCUUCAAUGCUUCAAUCCCAGCAAGAGAUUAUUGAAAAUUUGAAGCCAUUACUUCCAGCUGGUAUACAAAAUAAACUACAUACACUGAUUCCUUGCAAGAAAUUUGAUCUCAGCUAUGACCUAAAUUGCCAUAAAUUAUGUUCAGAUUUUCAAGAGGAUAUUGUGUUUCGUUUUUCCCUGGGCUGGUCUUCCCUUGUCCAUCGUUUCCUGGGCCCAACGAAUGCUCAGAGGGUGCUGCUAGGAUUAUCAGAGCCCAUCUUCCAGCUCCCCAGAUCUUUAGCUUCUACUCCCACUGCUCCUCCUCAUCCAGCAACGCCAGACAGUGCAUCACAGGAAGAACUCAUGGUUACCUUAAUAACAGGACUAGCUUCUCUCACAUCUAGAACUUCUAUGGGCAUCAUCGUUGUUGGAGGGGUGAUUUGGAAAACUGUAGGCUGGAAACUCAUAUCUGUUUCAUUAAGUAUGUAUGGAGCUUUGUAUCUCUAUGAAAGGCUGACCUGGACCACACGUGCUAAGGAGAGAGCGUUUAAACAGCAGUUUGUGAACUAUGCAACUGAGAAACUGCAGAUGAUUGUCAGCUUCACAAGUGCAAACUGUAGCCACCAAGUACAACAGGAAAUGGCAACCACUUUUGCUCGCCUUUGCCAGCAAGUUGAUAUUACGCAGAGACAUCUGGAAGAAGAAAUUGCUAGAUUAUCCAAAGAAAUAGAUCAAUUGGAGACAAUACAAAACAGUUCAAAGUUCCUAAGAAAUAAAGCCGUUCAACUUGAAAAUGAGCUGGAGACUUUUACUAAGCAGUUUCUACGUUCAAGCAAUGAAGAAGAAUCUUAACAGUAGAGAUUGCUUUGGUGAUCAUCGUAGCAGAAAAUGGAACCUGGAAGAUGGGGACAGUUUUUUAUGAAAUGACUUUAUGAAUUAUACUAAUUGUACCUAAAGAGCAAAUCCUUGUGUAGAUUCUGAUAAUGAUCUAUCUCAGGGUGUUUGCAUUUCUGAAAAGUAUUAUAUAAUGUAUUUUUAGUUUUAAUUUAGGGUAAAGAAAAGGCUAAAUUGUGUUUAAAAUGAAUUAGUUAAAAGCAGCAGAACCAACUAUGUGACCCCUGAGGGGUGGGGCCUUGUUCUUAAUUAGGGCUCUCUUUGUUUUUGAUUCUGAAAAACUCUGCUUCCUGGCAUCCAGGAGUUAGAGAAUGCUCCUUUCAUCUUUUCUCAAAACUAAUUUUUGAUGCCUACUUUAAUGGGGAUAGUCUUUUUUUUUUUUUUUUUACAAGCUGCAUUGCUCUAUCAAGGAGUGUGGAAUGUUCUUGAGUAUAUUGUUUAUGCAAGUUACAAUCACUUUUGCCAUCCUGGCAGGUAUGUAAACCACUAAUAAAUACACUGUUUUUACUCCCUCUUUUUUCCCAUUAAAACAGAUGUAAAAUAUUAUAAAGGUUUGUUAUUAUAAAGUCUCUUAUGGAAGUAUAAAAAUAUCUGGGUCUGAAUAGUUGCCUGAUAUGUUUCUAAAGAAACAUUUUCAGCUUCAACUAUGAUUAUAGUGAGGAAACCUUUCCAUCUCAGUUUUAGGGGUAAAGUUUGAAGUGAUAAAAACAGCCAAAGAUACAGGAGCUCUGACUUUUGGGUGGUUACAGUCAUGUACAAAUGCUGUUCUUCAGAAGGGAUUUGCCGAGGACACCGCUGGAUUGUCCCCCCGGGUGGCUUUCUUUAAUUGUAUGCAUUUGCCAGGGCACUCUUAAUAUUACUGUAUUUUUUAACUUACUGAAAUGUUCAUGAGUUCAAGUAUUGUCUGUUUCUGUGUAAAACGAAUUUAAACUUCAAUGGAAACAUGAAAAAUGACAUUCUAGGGCUUGCUACACAAAACUUAGUAUCGAGAAUCACCAAAGCAGCAGCAUCUAGAUGCUUGUUAGAUGCAUAAGGACUGCAUUUGGCCAGGGAUACUUUCUGCUUUUCCAUAGAGGGAUGACAUGUUAGGCUCUUUUAUUCUUAAUACUAUUUCCUUUCUUGUGCCUUUAAGGCUUCUGGAUGCUACCCAGUCUUUUCAUAACAGGUGCAGCACUAUUUUUCAGGAUAUCUUAGGGAGAAGAUAACAUUCUUUAGGCCACAGAAGCCUUUCAAAAAUGUUUUUAUGCAGAGCAGACAGUAGGGUGCACUAUUCAAAUCCAAAUACUACUUUAUAACUUUUGUUGUUGCUUUAUAACCAAAAAAUAGUACAGGCCACCAACAAAUGGGAUUAGGUAGCAAAUGCCACAUGAAAAACUAAUGUCUGAAAGAUUCUGGGUACUGCUGAUUUAGGCUACAAGUUCAGGACCUUGAUCUUUAUAUGAAAGUACUUGAACGCUUGACAUAGCGUGGUGGUUUGGUAUCACCUCAUUAGUAGGUACAGUGGCAUCAAAGUUUGAUCUCUGGAUCACCUGAUACCACUUGUGAACUUCUAAGGAAUACAUCAUAUUGCAGGGUUUCACCCCAGACCUGCUGAAGCCAGUAUUAGGUUUGGAAACCAGCAAUCUAAGUUUUAAUAAGCCCUCCAGGUGAUCCUGAUGCCUGCUGACGUUUGGGGCAACUACUGCAGUGGUGGUUCUGGGAUAGGCCGGUUAUAGUGAGUUUUCCAUCACUAGUGUGAAUGCAGUUCUACCUGAUCAAGUUUGAAAAUCCAUGAAUGUUGGAAAUGGAACACUAAAAUAAUGAAACCCAACCUUUAGGAGAGAAGUGCACAUGUGACUAAGCCUGUGAAUUAUACAGAAAUUAUGUAUUUCACAGCUGUAGUUCAAAGUUAAUGCACAUACUUGAUUUAUUUACUAUGUAUGUAUGCGAGAUUAUUUAUAAACUUUGUAUAACCUUAAACUUUUUACAAAACUACGUUUUUAUAAGUAUACAAGGUGAAAAUAAAACUUGUUUGCCUGAUAGUUGA
This is a messenger RNA of Suricata suricatta (meerkat), 4675 nucleotides long. It is a transcript of the gene MFN1, whose product is annotated as mitofusin 1. The coding region runs from base 379 to 2607 and encodes 742 amino acids. Gene Ontology annotation, molecular function: GTPase activity; GTP binding. The record is from RefSeq and is a predicted model, not a curated record. Gene Ontology annotation, biological process: mitochondrion localization; mitochondrial fusion. NCBI's taxonomy places the organism in Eukaryota, Metazoa, Chordata, Mammalia, Carnivora, Herpestidae. Gene Ontology annotation, cellular component: mitochondrial outer membrane. The transcript has 18 exons.